AUGCAAAAGUCCUGGCUUGUUUUGCUCGCUGCUUUCCUUGGCUUGCAAGGAACAACAGCGCUGACACUCCACCGAAGAGAGCUUCCGGCCGUUGUCUCGUUGGGUAUCAAACGAAAUAAUGCCGUUGACCCUGUGGCUAGAGAUCGGAUGAGACGGAAGCGCGACAAGACCGUUGAACAGAAUCUUGAUAAUGAGGAAACGUUAUAUUUCUGUAACAUAACUCUGGGCACACCAAAGCAAAGCCUACGGUUAGUUCUUGAUACAGGAAGCAGUGACCUUUGGUGUAAUGCAGCGAAUUCGACGCUCUGCUCAUCUAGAAAUAAACCCUGCAAUGCCUCAGGGUCUUACGACCCAACUUCAUCUUCGUCAUAUGCCUAUGCAUCUUCGGACUUCAACAUAUCGUAUGCUGACGGCACUGGAGCUGCCGGUGAUUAUGUUACUGACACUAUCCAAAUUGGAGGUGCUACCGUCAAGGACUUUCAGUUUGGGGUGGGUUACUCGUCUAGCUCCGCCGAGGGUGUAUUGGGAAUAGGAUACACAACGAACGAAGUCCAGGUUGGCCGGUUCGGUAAAAGUGCCUACGCAAAUCUUCCUCAAGCCAUGGUCAAAAACGGUCUAAUUCAGUCAAAUGCUUAUAGCCUUUGGCUUAAUGACCUGGGAGCAGAUACUGGCUCGAUUUUAUUUGGAGGCGUUAAUACGGAGAAGUAUCAUGGGGAACUGCAAACUCUGCCAAUUCAGACGGUCAAUGGGAUCUAUUCUGAGUUCAUAAUCGCACUAACUGGUGUCUCAUUGAGCUCAUCAUCAAGUCAGCAUAAUUAUUCAUCUUCUAAUGCUCUCCCAGCCGCAGUCCUACUUGACUCAGGAAGUUCUCUAACCUAUCUUCCAAAUUCCAUUGUGCAAGACAUCUAUGAUGACCUGGGUGUCACUUAUGAGUCAUCCAGCGGUGUUGGCUAUGUGCCAUGUAGCCUGGCACAGCAAAAUAUUAAUGUGACCUACACCUUUUCGUCUCCUACUAUUACAGUUGGGAUUGAUGAACUCGUUCUAAAUGCAGGUGAUCUGCGAUUUCGAAAUGGCGCGCGUGCAUGCAUUUUUGGCAUUGUACCAGCCGGAGAUAGCACUGCUGUCUUGGGGGAUACGUUCCUACGCAGUGCAUAUGUUGUAUACGAUCUAUCCAACAAUGAAAUCUCCCUCGCCAAUACCAAUUUCAACUCUACUCAGGAUAAUAUCUUGGAAAUUGGAACUGGCGACGAUUCUGUCCCUGGAGCCACCCAAGUUUCAAAUCCCGUCACUUCAGUUGUGGCCGAUGGGUCUGGAGCCAGGAUCGGGGGCCCAACUGGUGGGAUCUUUACUGAUCUGCCUUCAGCAACAAGUACUGGCGGCGCUGCAGCACCUGCCGGGCCAACAGAUGUUCCAAAGCACUUGGUUUUUGGUGCAGCGGCUAUUGGUUACGUGCUCGCUUUCUGA
Molecule: messenger RNA, 1464 nt
Organism: Aspergillus pseudotamarii
Lineage: Eukaryota; Fungi; Ascomycota; Eurotiomycetes; Eurotiales; Aspergillaceae
Product: pepsin-like aspartic protease
Exons: 3
Coding region: 1-1464 (487 amino acids)
Biological process (GO): proteolysis
Molecular function (GO): aspartic-type endopeptidase activity
Source: RefSeq, a predicted model, not a curated record